GAUGCGUAUAAUCAUAUAAACGUGUCUACUGCGUAAUUAGCUGCUUUUAUGAUCCUCGCCGCGAGAGCAAGUGUGCAAACUGACAGCUCAGUAAUGCGAUUAUUCGUGAUAAUUACCUGAUGAGAAACACCGGUAACCGUUCAUGGCGUUGUGUGUUUACGUAAUUCAUACUAAUGUUGUCACUGGCCUGUCUUGUGAAGUGUGAAGCAAACAAGUCAUGUUAAUGAGGGAAAUUCUGUAUUUUGCUAGGUGAGUUUGUGUAAGAAAGAUAAGGAAUAUCUAGAUUUUUUGUGUGAUUUGUACAAGAACAUGAAAGAAAGAAAGUUAAGGUGUUAAUUUCCUUAAAAAAAAAAAAAAAAAAAACGCGGAUACAUCGAUUCCAGAAAAGUAAAUAAAAGAAAAAGAAAAUCAUGGUUUCUACCGAAAAAGAGUAAGUGAAAUCCGGAAGGAUAUAUCCGUAGAGUUUGGUCAUCACACGUACGUCGAGGGCGCACCGUUACAACGUAAUGUGAUGUAGGCUUCCUGCCGAUGGUUGGCCCCGGUCCGUACGUGGGCGGGAGCCAGGGGACUGUCGCCUUGGACAAGAGUCUCCUGAGCCUCCUAGACUCCGUGUGUGCCCAGGGGGGCGGGGCGGAGGUUGUGGCCGCCCUCCUGGGCAAAGGGUUGAUCCGCUCCAAUGGUGGCUCCAUGGACCAGGUGGUGCGGCGCCUCCUGCAGCAAUCCCAGGCGAACAAUAACCAUCCCAAGAACGGCGUCAGUAAGUCCUGCGCCUGCGUCCUCCAUCUCAUACUCCUUCAGGAAUUCGCCACACUGACGAAGGAACUGAACGGGGCGCGCGAACAGCUGCUGGAGCGGGACGAGGAGAUCACGGAACUGAAGGCUGAGAGAAACAACACGAGGCUGUUGUUGGAGCACCUAGAAUGCCUGGUGUCGCGGCACGAGCGGUCGCUGCGCAUGACGGUGGUGAAGCGGCAGGCGGCGUCGCAGUCGGGGGUGUCGUCGGAGGUGGAGGUGCUGAAGGCGCUCAAGUCCCUCUUCGAGCACCACAAGGCCCUCGACGAGAAGGUCCGCGAGAGACUGCGUGUAUCCCUCGAGCGUGUAGCUUCUCUGGAGGAGGACCUCAACCACACCAAAGAUGAGCUGAACCAGUACAAGUUAGGGAAGCUGCCUGGAGACGGUGCAGAAAGUGUGCGCGUGAAUGGCGAGGCAGAGACCAAGGAUGGAGGGAGUGGUGUCAGUGGCGUUGAUGGCAGUGGUGGCAGUGGCACCACAUCCCUCAACAGUGACACUAGUGGGUCACCCUCCACAACGGGGACAGGGGAAGGAGAUGGAGCAUCACAAACCAAAGUCGUGGAGCUUCAGACUUCUCUCGACAAGCAGACAGCAGAGUUGAAUGCUGCCAGAGAGAGGGUGCGGGAGCUACAGAACCGCCUUCAGGAGCUGGAGGAGAACCUGACAAUAACUCAGAAGGAACUCGUGAAGGCGCAAGAGAUUAAUGCACGACUACAAAGAGAUCUCAAGGAAAAUGUUGCACAGAAGGAGGACCAAGAGGAACGUAUUGCCACGUUAGAGAAACGGUACCUUAAUGCUCAAAGAGAGUCCACGUCUUUACAUGACCUUAAUGAGAAGCUAGAAGAAGAACUAAAGAACAAAGAGGCCCAGUAUAAACUUCAAGAAGACAAGAUCAGAGCCUUGCAAGAGAAGGUGGAACUGAGCGAACAGAAACUGGCCCAGUAUGCCAAGUUACCGGACGUGGAACAAGAAUUAAAGCAACGCAUGGAGGCUCUUCACCAGGUACAGGAGAAGCACGGGAGUGCUGAGGACCGCAUUCAGCGCCUGGAGAACCAGCUUGACGAGAAAGGUGGGGAGCUGCACCGUUUGAACCAGCGCCUCAAGAUGAAUGAAGAACACAAUGCAAGAUUGUCUGCCACAGUUGACAAGCUGCUGCAGGAAUCAAAUGAAAGGCUGCAAGUCCACUUAAAAGAGAGGAUGCAUGCCCUGGAGGAGAAGAAUGCACUCACAGCUGAACUGGAGAGAACAAGAAAGAUCCUGGAGGACUCUGCUCAAGAAAAGAAUGAAAUAUUGAAAGAAUUAGCAAGACGGCAACUUGAAGCAGAACAACUGAAGCAACAAAUAUUGCAGCAAGAGAUAGCCUUCAAUAUUAAACAAACUGAAGCAUUAACAAGUUACUUGACGGUUUUCACAUUAUCAGGAAUGGGUGUGCUGGAGAAGAUGCAAUUUCAGUGGAUACAAGAAAUGAUACCAAAAUACCAGAGAACUAAAUACAGGGAGUGUGGAAAUAUUGUUGAGAAAAAUAAAUUUUUAAAGUUUAUUUGUGGAUACAAUCACAACAGUGAAUAUAUGCAGAUAAACCACAUUUUCCUGACACUAGUUCAUAUUGCAGCCAAGAGCUUAGAGAGCAGUAUAAUCAACUAUUAUGUAUUUUGUUCUGCUGAUCUUGACUUCCCAGAUUUCCCCAUCACGGGAAAAUCUGGCUUUAGGCCGGGUGACGCGAACCUGCCGGGGGCAAUGGAAAAGGCUCCAUACAAGUGCACAAACCUCAUUGGAGUGCGGAAUGUAAUGUCCGUGGCCCGUGACUGGAAGAGUGCCGGCUCCAUGGAGGACGCCAUUUCCAUGCUCAGCAUUGUAUUCCUGUUCUUCUUUUCUUCUGCUGUUUACGUGUGGUGCUUGAUGUUUCAUUUCUUUAUGAUUUGCACUGUGGUUUAUCGUUUGGUCUCCCUCUCAUGCAGCGACCUUAUGGGGGGGACAGGAACCACAGUGGGGGGGACUGAGGCUUAUUGGGGAAUGAUGUCUCCCCAUCCUCCCCCAUCGUGGGAAACCCUGCCUGAUCAACAAAGCAGGUUAAUUCAGGAAGAGAAGCAGACUACAGAGGCGCGAGCAGAGGAACUGGAGUCGCGUGUGGGCAGCGUGGAACACAUGAUGCUCCGUGGUCGGUCCCUGGAGCGCCCGUCACCACCCAUAUCCGGCCGCUCGACCCCCAAGUCCCACCACUCGCCCUCGCGUGACUAUCUGCAGAAAUAUCACACGGCCCCGGCUGGCAUGUCUCCUUCCCAUAUGUACCAGUACAUGAAUGACCGCCGUCUGUCAGGGGGAUCUCUGCCCGGCUCCCAGGGUAACCUAGCCAACAUGAACCGAGUUGAUGGCCGAGAUGACAGCCAAGUGUCACUGGGCAUGCGAGGGGAAGGCUCUCCGCCAACUCCUCGUUCACUGCGCCUGAUGCCUGGCCCAGCCAUGGUGCCCCCUACGAGCCUGGUACCUGGAGGUGGUAGUGUGGGAGGACCAAGCGGUGGGCUGCCGUCCCAGCUGGCGAGCCUUACCGCGUCCUCUGAAGACCUGAGGAGGUACACCCACGUGCCUGACCACUCACCUGCCUCUGCUCUCACGCCUGGCCUCCAACAUCACCCCUACUCACCAGGACCCAGUGUUGUCACCCCUGGUCAGCCCUACUACCCUUCAAACUGCAGCCUUCUCUCCAGCCCCAUGCUCAGAGGUGGUGGGGGCGAGUCCUCCCUCUCUACACCAUCCCCCCUCUCUUCCCACCACAGCAGCCAGGAUUCGCUGCACAAGAGCGUGAUCAACCAGCCCAAGAAGAAGGGGAUCAAAUCAUCGCUGGGAAGGUUCUUCAGCAAAAAGGAUAAGCAGGUGAAGGUGAAGGAGGCACUUCAACAGCACCACAGUCCAGGAGGGCUGAGUUCUUCCGGGAUCUACAGCGACGGGGACAUUGGGUCAUCUGAUUCUCUGUCUCUGGCAGGACUCGGUCAGAAGAGUGAUUACGAUAGACGUAACAAGAAGAACUUGCCGGGCUAUAGACAUGAAUUGUUGGCAGAGGCAAUGAAAGCAGGAACACCAUUUGCACUAUGGAAUGGCCCCACCAUCGUUGCAUGGCUGGAGCUGUGGGUGGGCAUGCCAGCAUGGUAUGUGGCAGCUUGUAGGGCAAACGUCAAAUCUGGUGCCAUCAUGUCUGCCUUGAGUGAUGCAGAGAUCCAGCGGGAGAUUGGUAUUUCAAAUCCCCUACACCGCCUCAAGUUGCGUCUGGCCAUACAGGAGAUGGUGUCCUUAACGUCUCCAUCAGCACCAAAGACUUCACGUACGACUCUAGCAUUUGGUGACAUGAACCACGAGUGGGUCGGAAACGAAUGGCUCCCAGCUUUAGGAUUGCCUCAGUAUAGGACAACAUUCAUGGAGUGCUUAGUGGACGCCCGGAUGCUCGACCACCUCACCAAAAAGGAUCUCCGAGGGCAGCUGAAGAUGGUUGACUCUUUCCAUAGAACAUCACUACAGUAUGGAAUAACAGCAUUGAAAAAGAUAAAUUAUGAUCGCGUUGCUUUAGAAGAACGAAGACGAAAUUGUGAAGAGGAAAAUAAGGAUGUGUUGGUGUGGACUAAUGAACGUGUUAUUAAAUGGAUUAAUGACAUUGGUCUAAAGGAAUAUGCCAACAAUCUCAUAGAAUCUGGAGUACACGGCUCUUUAGUAGCACUUGACGAAAGCUUCGACUAUAAUGCCUUGGCUUUAGCUCUUCAGAUUCCCACUCAAAAUGUUCAGGCAAGACAGCUUCUAGAGCAAGAAUUCCGCACCCUUCUUUCCACUGGGACGGACCGAGCUGACAUCAAUAAAUCUUGAUAUGAAGCCCCCGCUGCUAAGGAUGCUGAAGCUAGGCUUGUUUAAUGAAUCCAAAGAAGAGCAACAGUAUAAGCGGUGACAACAUGACCAGUGAUGAUCUUAGAUUCAUUCACAAAGAGUCAGGCUUCGACUAAACCCAAUCGUGUUGCCAGCUGCCUGUGUGACGCUGAUGUGCAACAGUGAUGAUUCUAUGUGGUUCUAAGUAAAGUAAAAUGUCUUUAAAACAUAACGAGUAAAUAAAUAAAAAUGGGUUUACGAGGAUGGCUAUGAUUAAAACGGAUUGGGUUUCUUGCCUGCAGAUCACUUGAUUCAUCAUGGAACUACCUGUCAUCUGCCUUGUUAUUUAUAUUCACCAGAUAUUGUGCUGCAGAGUCUUAGCUGCAGAUUUCACUUUCUGAUGAUGUAAAGGUGAUUGUUGUUAUAAAUUUGAAUGAAAUUUUUUUGGUGCAUUAGCAAAUGUAUAUGCUAUAGUAGACAGUGCUAAAAAUGGAUCACCUUACCAGAAACUCUAGUCGACAGUGGCUAUGGAUCAGCGAACAAGUCUGUGGUGCGAUGUAUUCUGUUGAGCUGACGCUUAUGAUUAGGCUUAGCCAAGCAAUAGUACGCUUGGAAUAGCAUGGAUAAAAUUACCUGGUACUGUGCAGGGCUGUGAGUCGGGAUACGUUCUGCAGAAGCAUAGUGCAGCUGAAGGCAUGUGACUAAAAACGGAAAGUCGGUCGUAACAAUAAUGGCUAAAGAUGUGGACGGUGAUAUGUAUUAUACGUGUAAAUUUUGACUAGACACUGCCUGGCACAAUAUGAGGUUUAUGGAUUAGAUUAGCUGGUGUACAGCCAUGCUUGGAAGACGGUCAGCCUAGGAAGAAAAGGUAAUGCUAUCAAGUUAUGUGCUUAUGAAUACCCGGGGUUAGAUGUUGCUGUGUGUGAUCUAGAUGAUGACAGCAAUCGCUAUGCCACUGUUGUUGGGUGUAUGGAAUUCAUGCUUGUAUACAUACAGGCAUCAUUAAGAUUAGAUGCAUAAGUGAUACAGCUCUGUAAUUAAAAAAGUAAACAUUAUUUAUUAAAGCUGUUCAAAGAUAAGGAAUCAUUUCAAGCAGUCAGUUUUAUGUCAGUGUUAUGUACCAGUCAGUAUAAAGGAGUGAGUGAUAAUUAUCUGGUCCUUCUGGAAAGUUAGCUACAUAGGCUGCCCAUUUUUUUCAGUGAUUAAAAGUCUAGUAUUGUACAGAUUUGUGCUAUAGACAACACAGUGUCUCAAAUUUACUCCAAAAAAUUUAUCGACAAUAUGGUAAUGUUUGUUUUUGCUGCUUUGUUAGUGUGACUGAAACUGCCAAAUCAGGUACAAGAGUGUUUUUAAAGUUACAAGUACUGUGUGCUGGUCAUAGGGCAGCUCCAGUCAACCACAGGAAUACAAUGUAUAUCUGGUGCAGUGUCUGUGUACGCACAUAUGAUUUAUAUGUAACUGUCUGUGUAUUGCCAUCAUUGUUGAAUCACAAUGUUCUGGUUUUAAUUAUAUUGACCUUGAUGUAAGAAGCAUUGGAGACUUCCAAGUGAAGGAGCAGAGCAGGGUUAUGGCUAGUUAGGAAUGUGCUUCAACUUUUGAAGACAAAAACCAUCUUCCAUACUUUACAUGCCAAACUUGUCUUUGUAAUUAAUAUGUGUAAAAAGCCUACUCAUUAUCAAUUGAGACCUUUGGCAAACAGUGUUGGUUUGUAUUAAUGUUAUGUUUGGUAACUGGCCAGGUUUGUACUGAGAACUAUGAAGUGUACUUCCUGUUAUCAAGGAGACUUGAGUUGGCCAGUUAACUUGUGUAUGAGCUGUGUUGUCAUAAGGAACUGAUAUGGUCUGUACAGUGCACUUUACAUUGAUGUUGAGUAUGAUUGAUUGUUUCUGUGAAACUUGUGUAAGUAGUGUCCCAUUCUCAACGUAAUGUUCAGUGUAAUGCCAGAUAUACUCACCUCAUUGUUAUAUGUAAAGCUUCAUGUUUACCAGAUCAUCUAGCCUGCAUUCAAAUCAUGAUGUUACAUUAGUUUUUAAUUUCCUCCUGUGUUCUGGUGCUGUGUGGCUGUAGUGACCUCCUCUCUGAUCCUAAGCCUCCCUCUACUUGCUGCUUCUCACCACAUAGCCCUCGUGCUUUCCCUCGAGUGCUGGCCCUGGAUCUGGACGACCAUUCCAUUCAUGUAUUGUCAUGUGCUGCAUUGACCCGUGUGUGCUACUACCACUAGCUGGUGCUUCUCCCAGUUUGGUAGUCGAGUUCUAAAACAUACCCCUGUACCUCUAGCCUAGGUUUUAUUUUUUUUCCCAUUCUUUUUAUUAUUCUGAUUAUAUUUUUUGUUUUUUUUUUAAAUAUUUUUAACCAUUUUUGACAUGGGGUCAUUUAUUGUGACUUGCAUCAUGAAACUCAUCGCUCCCAUAUCCUCUCUCACAAAGCAGCUUUUUGAGAUGAGACUGAACUCGCUGUUUCAGCUGAUGUGACUUAAACAUUUUCCAAAUGAUUACUAACUUAAUUUUAGACAAACUUUCAUGUACCCUGUAAUAAUGCGCCUCACAGAGUCAGAUAUGCAAAGGGAAAAAAAAAACAAAAAAAAAACAAAAAAAUCAAUAUUUUUUAUUGUAGAACUUGUUUAUCUGUAAAGUAUGUUGUUAAUCACUAAAUCUAAAAUUAAGCUGAAAAUCUGAAAUUCCCUACACACAUGCCUCCUACUCCUUGCACCACCCCUUUCCCCUCUCCCAACACUUUAUGAUGAUUCAUUGGUUUGUGUUGACCUAUGUUCAGAACUCCUUCCAAACCUCCUACCUCUCAACUUUCCAUAAAACUCAGUGUUCUUUAUGGCAGUAUUAUGAUAUUUGCUGCAAUUCUGGCUAUUUCAAAAUGAAGGCCUAUGUAUCUUUUUAUGUGAUUCACACAAUAUUGACUGAAUUUUAUUUUUUCAUAUUUUAGAUGAUAUCAUUUCCAUGAUAUAAUGUAUAGGGCUGGGUAAUACAUUUGUGUGAUCCUUAGUAAGACUUACUUAUUUUCCCAGCAAGGCAGCACCAGUCUUAUAAUCUUGUCAGUGUUUCGUGCCAUUUUCUGAUUAAUUCUAGGACAAAAUGGGCAAUAAAUUAGUUAACAUUUAUGAUAACAUGAUUAAAACUAACUGUAUUUUUAGUAUAAACCUUUUUAUAUAUGGUUAUUUUUGUGGAAGCUUGCUCACUCAGUACAAGUUAAAAGGAGUCUUGAUCAUCAUCAUUCCUCUUAUGGUGUGAUCUAGAUGCUCUUGUAGAAGAAUCAUGUGGAAUCCAAAAGAUCAAAUAUGGACUGGCCAGGUAUAUUUUAUGUAUCAAAUCAUCUCCAAGUGUAGCUAUGUAAGUAGAUUGUUCAGAUGUAGAAUAACGAGCCCAACCAAAGUGUCGUUGGUGAGAGCUCUUUGCCCUGAAUCACCCACAACAGGCUGCUCAGGGCAAGGCCUACCAAUACUACUACUAAUCUUACUGUUCACCUCACUGCAUCUACGAGUGAGGUUUUGCUGUGUUGAUUUUAUGUCACUUUACGUUCAACACUGAUGCCAUGAUCCUCCCAAGUAUUCUGAAGUGUGAUGCAUGUUGCCUUCUGCUCGUGGUCAUUGCAGAGGGAUCAGCGGAGAGAGAGAGAGGUAAAUAGAGAGAAAGAAAGAGUGUGAGAGAGAGAAAGAGAGAAAUAUAGAGCCACCUCCAGUGUUUGUGUUUAAAAUUGUAUAUGGGUGGGAUCAUGGCAGCUCUUUACAUAUCUUGUGUCAUCGUCUUCUCUUUUGUUACAUCAAAGUACUUCAAAAAUCAUGUAAUAUAUCAUUAAUAAAUGAUGAUUUCUUAAGUAGA
Messenger RNA from Penaeus monodon (black tiger shrimp), 8468 nucleotides. It is a transcript of the gene Liprin-alpha, whose product is annotated as liprin-alpha-1-like. Gene Ontology annotation, biological process: synapse organization. The coding region runs from base 529 to 4641 and encodes 1370 amino acids. Gene Ontology annotation, molecular function: protein binding. The record is from RefSeq and is a predicted model, not a curated record. Gene Ontology annotation, cellular component: presynaptic active zone. The transcript is spliced from 29 exons. Lineage: Eukaryota; Metazoa; Arthropoda; Malacostraca; Decapoda; Penaeidae.